Molecule: messenger RNA, 3474 nt
Organism: Carassius auratus (goldfish)
Lineage: Eukaryota; Metazoa; Chordata; Actinopteri; Cypriniformes; Cyprinidae
Product: MFS-type transporter SLC18B1-like
Exons: 14
Coding region: 160-1524 (454 amino acids)
Biological process (GO): transmembrane transport
Molecular function (GO): transmembrane transporter activity
Source: RefSeq, a predicted model, not a curated record
GUCCUUAAACACGGCUGAGUGAUCCGCGCUUUGCGAAUCGGUUCGACCGAACAAUUGAAACGAUUCAGUUGAAAACAAUGAUUCUUUUGAGAAUCGGAGACCUCACUCACUGUUGAGUUUCCCAGCUGACAGGUUAACCACGCGGUCAGAGACUUGACAAUGGAUAUCGAUGAAGAUAUAGGUGAUUCUUCACCAGCAGAGACUCCAGCCACUAAAAUGUCCAGACAACAGAUAUUAACACUUAUUGCAAUGGCCUCCAUAAACUUCAGUUCAAUGAUCUGUUAUUCCAUUCUGGGACCAUUUUUCCCAAAUGAGGCAAAGAAGAAAGGUGUCAGCCAAGCUAUGAUUGGUUUAAUAUUCGGAAUCUAUGCAUUAUGUACUUUAGUGGGCUCAUUGUUACUCGGUAAAUAUAUUGUCCAGAUAGGAGCCAAGUUUAUGAUCGUGGCAGGGUUGUUCGUAUCGAGUGGAUCCACUGUUCUCUUCGGGUUUCUUGACCGAGUGUCUGAUGGGACGGUUUUCAUCGUGCUCUGUUUUAUCACACGGUGCAUAAAUGCAAUUGGCUUUUCUGCCGCCGUUACAUCGUCUUUUGCAGUUUUAGCAAAAGUUUUCCCCGACAACAUAGCGACUGUUUUGGGCUUCAUGGAGAUUUUUACAGGUCUUGGGCUGAUAUUGGGGCCUCCAUUGGGCGGCUGGCUCUAUCAGUCAUUUGGAUACGAAAUCCCAUUCGUUUUCACCGGAUGUCUUCUGUUUGUGACAGUGCCUCUCAAUUUGUGGAUUUUACCAAGCUUUGACGCUGUUCCUUCUUCCCAGAAUUCCUUCCUCAGAUUGUGUACCAGAAUAAAGAUCCUUCUCAUCUGCUUCGUGGUGUUCACUUUGAGUUCAGGACUUGGCUUCCUGGAUGCAACACUGUCCAUAUUUGCCAUAGAAAAGCUUAAUCUCAGUGCCGGUUCAGUGGGGCUGCUCAUGAUUGGUCUGUCACUGCCGUAUGGGGCGGCAUCACCCGUCUUUGGCGUGAUCAGUGAUAAAUAUCCUUCGAUUAGGAAAUGGAUGAUGGUGAUUGGAGGAAUGGCCACAGCGGUGAGCUUUUGUUUCCUCGGCCCACUUCCUGUUUUCCAUAUUAGGAGUCAGCUCUGGCUGACCGUCCUCAUGCUGAUCGUGGUGGGCUUCUCUCUCUGUAUGACCUGUAUCCCCACCUUUGCUGAGAUGAUCGCUUGUGCACAUGAAAAUGGCUUUGAGGAGGGCUUGAGUACCCUGGGAUUGGUGUCAGGCUUGUUCUCAGCAGUAUGGUCUGCUGGGAUGUUCUUUGGGCCGACUUUUGGAGGAUACAUCACACAAGCACUCGACUUCGAAUGGAGCGCAGGAGUUCAAGGCGCACUCACCUUUCUCGCUGCCUUACUACAAGUCAUAUAUAUCACAAUAGAGGACAUACAAAAGAAGUCACAAAAGGCCAGCACUUCAUUAUUGCAAGGAGAAAAAUCCCCUCUCCUCCCCAAGACAGAUCCUCUCAGGGUUGAUGUCAGCUGAAAUAAGCUGCUGCACGCUUUUAAAUGGAAGAACAAAUGUAAUCAUAUUGCUGAUGAAUACUGGUGAUGUGGGAUAUGAUUGACAGAUGACAAAUGAAAAACGCGGAGGAGGUCAGUUUACAGUUUUUCUCAGUCGCUUUGGUACAUUUCUCGAAAUCAAACUCACAAUUUGUAAAACAGUAAGUGCAUUUCUCAAAACAAUUUGUAAAAACAUCAAAACACCUUGGAUAACCUGCAAAAGCCACUCUCUUACUCAAAAUCCUUAGUUCCUCUCUCAAAAAUAAAUAUCUGUGUCAAUGAACAUGUCAGUGCCAUCAGAAUGACAAGUCCUUGUGUCAUUGUGUACGGAUAAGACAGUCAAAUUGUUAGGUUAUGUUGUCAAUAUAACAGUGUACUCUGGAGGGAUGUUCUGCUGGAAACUAUAGCUAAAGUUUUGAUGACAAUUAUUGUCAAUUGUAAAUUACAUCUUAGUAUAUGUGUGAGUGUAAUUGCAAGAGAAUGGAAAAGAUUCAAAUUUUCACUCUUACUGUUUGUACAGUAUUUUAUUGACAGAACAUGUCAUUGAGAUACAGAAGUGAAAAGACAGCACUGAAUAGCACACAAAAAAAAACCUAAAGAAGAAAUGUGAACAUAGGAAAAACUGUACAUGCAUGCUGUAGAAAUUACAUUAAGGAAUUACAAUCUUCCUACACCUCUUGACGGUCUGUUGGGCCACAAAUUCUCAUCUACAUCACAACGAACAUCUUCUCUUGCAAUGCAGCGUGGAAAGAAUCUUUUUGAGUGUCUUAUCCAGCCUCUGCAGGCAUCUGCUGUGAUGUCGUCACAUGCUGCAUCCACGGCAGCCAGAAGGGUCAUUUGGGUAUGUGGCUGACGAUCUUCUUUUUUUUUUUUUUUUUUUUUUUUAUACUUUCCAUCUCCAUGCUGAGAAAAAUUCCUCAAUGGGGUUAAGGAAUGGAGUGUAGGGUGGGAGGAACUCCAUCAGCAUCCUGUCAUGGGCAGCAAACCAUUGCCUGAUGAUGUUGGAAUGAUGGAAACUGACGUGGUCCCUAACGAUCACAUACUUUGGCAGGUCAUCUCCAAUCUGACCCUGAUCUCUUGUUCAGGGAUGAGAUCCCUGUAGAGAGUGUCUAAAACAGUGACAAGACGCUCUGUGUUGUAUGGCCCAAUAAUGGGAAUAUGCAUUGGCACACGAUUGCACAGCCCAUGGUUAUGUUUCCGCCCCGUUGGCCUGGCACAUCAACUGUAGCUCUGUGGCUGAUGAUAUUUCGACCCCUCCUUCUACGUUUUGUUAGGUUGAAGCCAGCUUCAUCCAUGUAGAGGAAGCUGUGCGGUGGUUCACUUGCUUCCAGUUCCAUUAUACGCUAUAUCCAGAAGACACAAAAUGAGUUUUAUGAAUUACAUGCAUUUUCAUUUUGGCCAAGAUCCAAUCAACAUGACAUUUGCAACUUGUUCAAAGAAAUGAGAAACUUUUUUUUUGAUGUGCACAAGUGACACAAUAAUGUGAAAAUCGAACAGGUAGUUUUGAGAAUUGCAAUUCUGAUCUGAGAAAUGUGCCAAAGUGACUGAGAAAAACUGUAACAACAAAGAUGUCAUACGUGUAAUAUUUUAAGAUCAGUUGAACCUGCACACAGGAGUUCAGUGAACAUUUACGAAGUAGAUGUCAAAAGUCCUGUAAGAAGAUUGAAUUUAGAGAGGAAGCAAAGUGUAUUCAAGUUUUAUGUAUAAUUGUAAAGAGAUGACAUUGACACUAAACACAGCUGAGAUGUGCCUGUUGAUGAAACACUUCAACUUUUACCUUGUUUCUGGGAAUAUUGUAUGGUGACAUAUGUGACCCGGGACCACAAAACCAAUUUUAAGUGUCAGUUAUUUUUUUAAUUGAGAUGAAAACAUUAUAUGAAAGCUGAAUAAAUAAGCAUUCCGUUGAUGUAUGGUUUAUUAGGAUCCGACAAUA